Metarhizium album ARSEF 1941 is the source of this 1284-nucleotide messenger RNA. RefSeq lists its product as uncharacterized. NCBI's taxonomy places the organism in Eukaryota, Fungi, Ascomycota, Sordariomycetes, Hypocreales, Clavicipitaceae. The record is from RefSeq and is a predicted model, not a curated record. The transcript has 9 exons. Bases 1 to 1284 code for a protein of 427 amino acids.
AUGGAUGCAUGGGGCCCUUGGUCGGCUUGGGCCUACGACGAGGGACAACAGUUCAUGUAUCGUGUUCGGCAGGAUAUAAAUGGAAAUCUAGACUAUGAUUACAACUAUGACAUCCCCAGGGAGUCUGGGGAUGUUGCGGGAAUAACUCAAACCCUGGGAAGCACCAGUCUCUCCCCGUCUUCCUCGAGCUACGAACAGCAGCCGCCCGGUUCACCAGCUAGUCACAAGGAAAAAGAACGGUCCAAAUCAUCCAAGUCGAAAAGCAAAGACAAGGAGAGGUCAUCCAAAGAGAAGAGCGGCAGCAGCAAUAGCAGACAUUACCCACAUGAUAAGACUUCUUCACAUCGCAAAGGACAUGGAGGGUCGUCUGCUACGACGGCUUCGCAUGGCCACGGAAGCUUUGCUAUGACGCCGCAGCAGAGCUCCCAGACCCCGUCUUAUGAUCAAGUACACCCCUCAUUUGAUCAGAAUAAAUACCUUUUUCGUGGCGGCUAUCAGUCGCCAGAAACAUCCUACCAUUCCGCAGCAGGUUCUAGCUAUGAUGCGAUCGACAAUCAACAGGCGCUGCCACAACCGUUCGAUAGCAUACAAGCCUUGUCCUAUGGCAUGGGUCAGUCUACUGCCGGCCCAUCAGACUUUAACUACUCUGCUUCACCCCACACCUAUGAACCGGAAGAUGAUGGCGCCGUCACUCCUCGAAACCACAUUGCCGCAGACUCGGAGGACCAAGACUUGAUCGAUCCAAGAUAUCGAGUUGAGCACUCGAGUAAAUUCGACCCAGGAGCGAUCUUCAAGGUGCUCUGGUCGGAACCGCAAGGAUCAUCGGACGGCCAGAAACAUCACAGUGUCUCUGGGAAACAAGAAAGACUGGACAGAUUUGGCGUGAAAUUCCAUGUUGGAUUUCGUCGCUUCAUCGUGAUUGCAAAUGACCAUGGGCAUUGUACCUGUGUCCCGAUCCUCACCUACGGCGGCAGAGGCUGUAAGAAAUCAGGGGUGAAACCAAACAAGCAUGGAAUCGUCUAUGAAGCGGGCCAGAGACCUCGUCAAGUCGAAGGUGAGCCUCGUCUAGGCUUUCCUGCUGUUCAGGUCCACCUGACCGAAGAUGGUGAGAGGCUUUCUAGAGAGUCGCGCGUGAACUAUUCCAAGCUAGUAACAGUCGAACAUAACGUCAGUGUUUUUUUCAUUGGAUUUGUUGCGCAGGACAGCUGGCCAAUUGUCGAAGACGCCGUCAAUCAAUGUUGGGACGAAAAAGUCCAUCACCGACGCCCAAAGCAUGAGAGAUAG